CCUCCGUCGAAACGCUCGCCUUCGAUACGCUCGCUCCUCAAUCUGCCGCUUCCUAGCCCCUAAACCCUUUCCUUCCCCUCCCUCUUUUCCCCAUUUUGUCUUCACUCUCUCUCUCUCUCCCUCUCUCUCUCUCUCUCUCUCUCUCUCGAUCCUCAGAUCUCUUAUCUUCCACUGCAAUUGCUACUAGUGCGAUGGAGGCCGGGUUAUUAUCGGACGAGGAGGACACGGAUGUGAGUGAUUCUGAGGUCGAGGACUACGAGGAGGAGUGCUACCAGGCGCUGAAGACCGGUAACCAUCGGAUCCGCAACCCCGACGGCACCUUUCGAUGCCCAUUCUGCACCGGCAAGAAGAAACAGGACUACCAAUUCAAGGACCUCCUCCAGCACGCCACCGGAAUCGGCGCCUCCAGCUCCCGCAAGGGCUCCCAGAAGGCCCACCACCGCGCCUUCGCCCGCUUCCUCCAGCUUGACCUCGCCCCCUCCCUCUCCCUCCCUCCCGCCCUCAAAGCCGCCUUCGCCGCCGCUGCAGCUGGCGACCCCUCCCCCAUUCAAUCUCCUCCUCCCUCUUCUUCCUCCUAUUCCGCCUCCAAACCUCCCCGCGAGGACGAGCUCUUCGUCUGGCCCUGGAUGGCCGUCCUCGUCAAUGCGCCCCCCGGUGCCGCCGACGGUGACGACCUCAAGGAGAAGCUCUCCGACUUCAACCCCGUCGACACCGUCCACUUGCAUGAGGAAGACGACCUCAACGGCAAGUCCACGUGCGCGACCGUCAUCGUCAAGUUCCUCAAGAACUGGGGCGGGUUUAAGAACGCCAUGGACUUCGAGAACCAUUUCAGAGCCAGCCAUCGCGGAAAGAAGGAAUGGGCCGAACGGCAGGGCGACGUCUCUGGCGUUCUGUUUGGGUGGAUUGCGAGCGCCGAGGAUUACAAUGCCGGGGGCGCUCUGGGUCGGUACUUGAAGAAGCACGGGGACCUGAAGACCGUCCUGCAGGUCAUCAAAGAAGAGUCCAAGGAGACCGGUAAGAUUGUCGCCAUUCUUGCGAACCAGAUCGACAUCAAGAAUCAGUACUUGCAUGACUUGGAGGUGAGGUACAACACGACCAGCCACUCCCUCAGUCGAGUGAUGGGGGAGAAAGACCAGCUUCAUCAAGCUUACAACGAUGAAAUGCGAAAUUUGCAGCGCAAUGCAAGGGAGACUACUCGCAAAAUCUUUGACGAGAAUGAAAAGUUGAGGAUGGAGUUGGAUUUAAAGAGGAAAGAAAUUGAUUUGCGGUGUAAAGAACUGGAUAAGCUGGAAGCACAAAAUGAGGGCGAUAAAAAGAAACUGGAUGAUGAGAAGCAAAAGGUUGAAUUGGCAACCAUUGUGCAAAAGGAAGCUGAAGAAGAAGUCUUGAAACUGGUUGAAGACCAAAAGAAGGAAAAAGAAGCUGCUCUUGCUAGAAUACUUCAGUUAGAGAAGGAGCUGGACCAAAAACAACAACUGGAGCUAGAAAUAGAAACAUUGAACUGGAACUUAAGAGUUAUGAAGCAUUUGGAAGGGCAAAAUGAUGCAGAUAUCCAGGAGAUGGAACAAAAAUUGGAAAGAGAAAGGGAACAACUAGAAUUCUUGAAUAGUGCUCUCAUAAGCAAGGAACGCCAGAGCAAUGAUGAAUUACAAGAAGCUCGUAAAGAAUUGAUCAAGGGUUUGGAAGACUUAUUGAGUGGUCGUACUUUAAUUGGAAUAAAAAGAAUGGGUGAAUUAGACGAGAAGGCCUUUCAAAAUGCAUGCAGGAAAAAAUAUAAAGCUGAAGAGGCUGACAUCAAAGCUGCUGAGUUAUGUUCUAGCUGGCAAGAGGAACUGAAGAAACCAGCAUGGCAUCCAUUUAAGAUUGUUACGAGUGACGGGAAGGAACAAGAAGUCAUAGAUGAGGAUGAUACAAAUCUGAAAAAACUAUGGAUUGAGUUGGGUGAUGAUGUAUGCAAUGCUGUUAAAACAGCUCUGGUUGAGUUAAAUGAUUAUAAUCCCAGUGGAAGAUAUGUCAUACCGGAACUCUGGAAUUUUAAGGAACGACGCAAAGCAACUAUGAAGGAGGUCAUAGUAGCCAUCCUAAAGCAAUGGAGGAGCCAGAAGCGCAAAAGAUGAGAAACCACAGGAUAUUUAGCGGUUAUGUGGCUGGGGAUGAAGGCUAAUAAUAGCAAUUUUUGCAAGAAGAUGGGGAGUCGAGACGUUCCUUGUUCUCGAUCAAUUUGGUAGCUUGUACUAACUUGCAAGGCAAUCAAUUUGGUAGCUUGUACUAACUUGCAAGGCAUCUUUGGAUAAGCUAUUAAUCCUCUCACACUUGUGCUGUAAUGUAAUACUGUGGCUGAGACGAUGUCGGUAAGGUCCUACAGAAGAUCUUUCUAAUUACCUUAGUGUAUGUAUCAUGAGAGUUCCCACA
Musa acuminata AAA Group (dessert banana) is the source of this 2412-nucleotide messenger RNA. Its product is annotated as factor of DNA methylation 1-like. Bases 192 to 2117 code for a protein of 641 amino acids. Gene Ontology annotation, biological process: gene silencing by siRNA-directed DNA methylation. The transcript is spliced from 7 exons. NCBI's taxonomy places the organism in Eukaryota, Viridiplantae, Streptophyta, Magnoliopsida, Zingiberales, Musaceae. The record is from RefSeq and is a predicted model, not a curated record.